AUGGCAGCUGCGAAAGCCAUGCUAGAUGAAAUCCAUGACGACCUACCAGUACAAACUACCGAUCAUAAUACGUAUAUACUUGGAAGGAUCAAAGAACAUAACAUUGUGAUUGCCUGCUUACCAAGCGGUGAUUAUGGACUUGUUUUGGCGAACACAGUUGCGAUGCAGCUGAUGUCCAGUUUCCACUUGAUUUGGUUUGGUCUGAUGGUGGGUAUUGGAGGAGGAGUACCAAAUGAUGACGCUGAUAUUUGGCUUGGGGAUGUGGUGGUUAGCAAACCGACAGGCAAAUAUGGCGGAGUGGUGCAAUAUGACUACGGCAAGGCAAUAAGUGGCGGUGGAUUUCAGCGGACUGGCAUGCUCAACCGCCCACCACAGAUCCUGCUCACAGCACCUCUGGUCUAUUAUGGAGUGAUUGUAUCCGCAAAUCAGCUCGUGAGGGACAGCCAACUACGGAAUUGGCUAAGCCAUGACCUGGGCGCAUACUGUGUAGAGAUGGAGGCGGUGGGACUCAUGAAUAAUUAUCCAUGCCUAGUUAUUUGUGGGAUUUGUGACUAUGCAGAUUCCCACAAAAAUAAAGAGUGGCAGGGGUAUGCCUCUGCAGUGGCAGUAGCCUAUGCCAGAGAGCUCCUUCUCUGUAUCUCAAUCAGUGAUAUAGAUUGUAUGCGGUCUGCAGAGGACGCUGUAUCUGCAAGAUUCAACGUCCCAUUUGAUUUGAUUAGGUUACUGGUAAUUGCAAACUUUCUGGGACGACAGAAAGAGCUAGAGCAACUAUGGCAUCAUCUUCAGCUGCAGAAUUCAAAUUCUCGAACAGUCGCUAUCCUUCAAGGAUUGGGCGGCAUCGGAAAAACCCACUCCAUUCUUCCUCAAUUACCGGGUCAAUUACUGGGUCAAUCUCGGUCCUAUUCCGCGACAAAUGAUGACGAGAUAGAGCAAAAUGCGAGACAAGUAUUAAAGUGGCUCGCGGUACCAGGAAAUUCGCGAUGGCUUCUAAUUUUUGAUAAUAUUGGCCAGUAUUCUCCGGGGAUAGAAGAUGGAUACGACAUCCAAGAAUUCUUCCCAACGGCGGAUCAUGGAUCGAUCUUGAUUACAUCUCGGCUCCAGUCGCUGCCCGAGCUUGGACGGUCUUUCCCCAUCCCCAUCUUUGAUACUGAGGAGUCCCUUUUACUGCUUUGGCAGAGCAUGAAUCUGCAUAUUCUGGAUACAAUCACCGGAGAAGAGGUAGACCAAGACUGGUGUCUGGACAUGGCUCGGACUGAGACCAAUAGGCUGAACAGUCCGUGGCAUGAGUUAGCACUCGUUGCUGUUGGUGCUAUGGUACCCGGCACGGAUGAGCAAGAUUAUUGGCAGCUACAACGGCGAUUGCUGGUUCAUGCAGACUUUGUGCGUCAGAUGGUUAGGAGUGACCACCUGACAGACGAUGUCAGUGUCUGGAGUGCAUUCCAUAGCCUUGGAAAUCUCUACUCUGAUCAGGGAAAACUAAAGGAGGCAGAGACAAUGUAUCAGCGAGCAUUGGCAGGCUACGAGAAGGCACUAGGGCCAGACCACACAUCCACUUCGGAUACUGUCAACAAUCUUGGAGCUCUCUACGCUGUUCAGGGCAAACUGAAGGACGCAGAGACGAUGUAUCAGCGAGCAUUGGCAGGCUUUGAGAAAGCGUGCGGUCCAGACAAUUACCAGACCAAAUAG
Molecule: messenger RNA, 1686 nt
Organism: Talaromyces stipitatus ATCC 10500
Lineage: Eukaryota; Fungi; Ascomycota; Eurotiomycetes; Eurotiales; Trichocomaceae
Product: kinesin light chain, putative
Exons: 5
Coding region: 1-1686 (561 amino acids)
Biological process (GO): nucleoside metabolic process
Molecular function (GO): catalytic activity; protein binding
Source: RefSeq, a predicted model, not a curated record